Molecule: messenger RNA, 729 nt
Organism: Lycium barbarum (goji berry)
Lineage: Eukaryota; Viridiplantae; Streptophyta; Magnoliopsida; Solanales; Solanaceae
Product: GTP-binding protein YPTM2-like
Exons: 1
Coding region: 1-714 (237 amino acids)
Molecular function (GO): GTPase activity; GTP binding
Source: RefSeq, a predicted model, not a curated record
AUGCAGAGAUACAGAGAAGGUAAAUAUAGCAAAGAGAGAGGAAGGGACAUACCAGAUCGAAUAGGAGAAAGGCAACAACAAGCUCAGUUUUCAUACAGCAAUCUUAGCAUCACAAACGAGCUGGAAUCGAAACAACUUCAGGAUUUUAAGCUUUUGCUUAUUGGAGAUUCGGGUGUUGGCAAAUCGUGUCUCCUUCUGAGAUUUGCUGAUGAUUCAUAUCUUGAGAGUUACAUUAGUACCAUUGGUGUGGACUUUAAAAUCAGCACAGUUGAACAGGAUGGGAAAACCAUUAAACUUCAAAUUUGUGAUACUGCUGGUCAAGAACGUUUUAGGACAAUUAUCAGAAGUUACUACCGCGGUGCACACGGAAUAAUUGUGGUUUAUGAUGUAACCGACCAAGAGAGCUUCAACAAAGUCAAGCAAUGGUUGAGUGAAAUAGAACGAUAUGCAAGGAAUAAUGUGAAUAAACUUCUUAUUGGAAAUAAGUGUGAUCUCACAGCACAAAAGGUAUUUUCCACAGAGACAGCUCAGGCUUUUGCUGAUGAGAUUGGCAUACCUUUCAUGGAAACAAGUGCAAAAAGUGUCACUAAUGUAGAACAGACUUUCAUGAUUAUGGCUGCUUCAAUCAAGAACAGAAUGGCAAGCCAACCGGCAUCAAAUGAAAGGACGAAGCUCUGUUGCCUUGAUGAUGAUUCUGAUGUGGAGCUGUGGUGAAGCUGGUAUGCAACA